Molecule: messenger RNA, 634 nt
Organism: Phanerochaete carnosa HHB-10118-sp
Lineage: Eukaryota; Fungi; Basidiomycota; Agaricomycetes; Polyporales; Phanerochaetaceae
Exons: 3
Cellular component (GO): cytoplasm; nucleus
Molecular function (GO): ATP hydrolysis activity; ATP binding; AMP kinase activity
Source: RefSeq, a predicted model, not a curated record
AAAUGCUCGCUGAAGAAUCUCCGAUCCCGCUGAGGCAUAUUAAUGUUGGGGAUCUCGUAAAAGACAAGGGUCUGUAUGAGGAGUACGACGAGGAAUGGCAAAGUUACACGGUGGAUGAGGACAAGUUGCUGGAUGAACUCGAACCCAUUGCCUCGGAAGGUGGCAUAGUCCUGGACUGGCAUACAUGUGAGAUUUUCCCAGAGCGGUGGGCGGAUCUCGUUGUUGUGCUGCGUUGCGACCACACCAAACUCUGGGACCGCUUGGAGAAGCGAGGAUACCCGUUGAAGAAGAUACAGGAGAACAACGAAGCAGAGAUUAUGGAGGUGGUCCUCGAGGAGGCUCGCUCCUCAUACCCUGCCGAGAUAGUUGUGGAGUUGCAAAGCGAAGACACUGAAGACUUGGAAUCUAACGUCGCACGCAUUGUGCAGUGGAUUAAUGCAUGGAAAGAGCAGCAUGCAGGCGAUGCUGACGACUGAUUCUACUAGGCAUGUCACUGUCCCAAAACAUUGCCUUUGGAUACUUGGAUGUCUCCGACGCACAACUUGAGGGGGUAAGCAAAACACAAGCCCGGGAGAAGCUCCUGCUGCCGUGACUUGCGGCCCGCGUUCGUGGCCAUCGCAAACACUGUUGCAUA